Talaromyces rugulosus is the source of this 717-nucleotide messenger RNA. RefSeq lists its product as uncharacterized. NCBI's taxonomy places the organism in Eukaryota, Fungi, Ascomycota, Eurotiomycetes, Eurotiales, Trichocomaceae. The transcript has 4 exons. Bases 1 to 717 code for a protein of 238 amino acids. The record is from RefSeq and is a predicted model, not a curated record. Gene Ontology annotation, molecular function: sugar-phosphatase activity; beta-phosphoglucomutase activity.
AUGUCUACUACCGCUGGCCAUGGAUCGUACUCGGCCCCGCCGCAGCUUCUCUCUUUUGAUGGUCUGUUGUUUGACUUUGACGGCACCAUUAUAGACUCUACAGAUGCAAUCGUUAAACACUGGCACUCACUGGCAGAGGAGCUAGGUGUAGACCCCAAAGUCAUUUUGGCUUCUUCGCACGGCAGAAGGAGCAUUGAUACUCUGGCUUUGUAUGACCCCAGCAAAGCCAACUGGGAAUAUGUCAGCAGGAUCGAGGGUGCUCUGCCCCGCAACUACGGUCAGGAUGCCGUCGAGAUUCCUGGUGCGCGGGAUCUUCUCGACAAGCUGGAGGCUGCCGGUGCGCCUUGGGCAGUGGUUACAUCUGGCACUCGGGCUCUGAUCACAGGGUGGCUGGAAGUCCUUAAACUGGCCCACCCCAAGUUUCUUGUGGUAGCAGAGGAUGUGGAGCAAGGCAAGCCAAACCCUCAGUGUUACUUGCUUGGCCGGUCACGGUUGAACCUGGGAGAAUCGAGCAAGAUGCUGGUGAUAGAAGAUGCACCGUCGGGAAUCAAAGCUGGAAAGGCAGCUGGAUUCCAGGUGCUUGCGUUGGAAACUACUCACACUAUCCAACAACUGAAAGAUGCCGGGGCCGAUUGGAUCGUCAAGGAUUUGCAAAGUGUGGCGCUCAAGUCGUCGAACGGCAAAGUGGAGAUUGAAAUUAGCAAUGCUCUGCAAUAG